CUGCUGAUAAAAAUCGCGCAAAUGCGUAAGGAAAAGUCUUCGUCCUAUACACAAUAAUGUUCACCUCAAUUUGCCCUUCAUGAUUUUUCAGAAGACAUUUCGUCCUUUCUCCGUCAAGCAAAGGCAGAUGCAACAAGUGGUGACGAAAGCGUAGAAAAGUUAUUGGGAAAUUCAUUUUUCCGUAGGAGAAUUUUGAAAAUUCCUUCAAUUUUCCGUCAUAUUAAGACAUUUCAAAAACUUUUUUUUUCUAAGAUAAUAAAUAUUACUGCUAGUGGCUGCGAUGACAUGUCGUAAUUUUCUUAUGUAUCUGAGUGAAUAUUAACGUUCUUUAACCUAAGCUAAAUCAUGUAUUCGAUUUCCGUUUCAUUCACUCUCCCUAAUCUCUUUGUCUUCUUCGUUGUUAUCAUCCGAAAGAACACAAUGAAUAAAGAUGGUGGACCUGGACCUACAAAUCCAAUGCUAUAUGAUCCUAUACCAGAAGGGACUAUUCAAACAACGAAGAUCAUGCAAUUCCUUGGUGCUUCAGCAGUUUCAUUUGCUGCUGUCAGCGCCGGUACCGCUCUCGCAUGGACAUCGCCAUUCGAAUCCCAAGUGAAUGAAAAUUCUACAAUUUCAGUAACCCCAGAUCAAAAGUCUUGGAUUGGAGCUUACUUAGCUGUAGGCGCCUUCAUUGGUGCUCUUCCUGCGGGAAUUUUAGCUGAAAGAAUUGGAAGACGUUGGGCUUCUAUCGUCAUAGGAAUUCCAUAUUUGAUAAGCUGGGCGAUUAUUGCUAUGGCAUCUUCAGUUACUAUGAUUUACAUUGGAAGAAUAUUCUCCGGCAUUGCUACAGGUGCAAGUUGUGUCGUUGCACCAAUGUUCAUCUCAGAAAUAGCUGAAACAUCGCUACGAGGUGCACUUGGUGCAUUCUUUCAACUUUUUCUGACGAUUGGAAUUCUUUUCAUUUACUUGUUUGGAGCGAUAGUUGAUUGGGUUACACUCACAUGGAUUGUUAUGAUAUUCCCCAUUCUACUCAUCGUUUCAGUCUUCUUCAUUCCUGACAGUCCUAUUUAUCUUGUCAAGCAGGGUUCUCGACACGAUGCCACAGCAGCUUUAAAAAAAUUUUGGGGUAAACAAUGUGAUACACAACAAGCACUCGCCAACAUUCAAGCUGAUCUAGAUGCAAUUUCUGGCGAUGCUAAACUAUCUGAUUUGUUUACUGUGCGUCCUAAUUUGAUGGGGUUGAUAAUCUCGCUUGGUCUAAUGUUUUUCCAACAAUUUUCUGGAAUCAACGCUGUUAUCUUCUAUACCCAAGGAAUUUUUGAAACAGCUGGCAGCACUUUAGAUCCAAAAAUUUGUGCAAUCAUUGUUGGUGUAGUUCAAGUUAUAAUGACUGUCGGGUCAGCUUUGUUGAUUGAAAAAGCAGGCCGAAGAAUUCUUCUUCUCCAAUCAAGUGUCAUCAUGGGCCUUUGUUUAGUCGCAAUAGGCGUUUACUUUACACUUAAAGAUGUUGUGGAGUUAGAUGUUACAGAUAUUUCCUUCCUGCCAUUAGCUAGCGUUGUUCUGUUCAUCGUUAGUUUUUCUCUUGGAUUCGGUCCCAUUCCAUGGAUGAUGAUGGGUGAACUUUUUGCGAAUGACGUUAAAGGCGUCGCAUCUGCAAUUGCUGUCAUGUUCAAUUGGACAUUGGUGUUCGUCAUUACAAAGACUUUUGGACUCAUGAAAGAAUCAUGGGGGAAUGAUAUAACAUUCUAUUUCUUUGCAACAUUCAUGUUGAUUGGAACGGUUUUCAUCUUUGUUAUUGUGCCAGAAACAAAAGGAAAGUCAAAUGCUCAGAUUCAAGCAAUUCUCGCUGGAAAGCGUUAAAGUGAAUUUUUUCAAUGUUUACAAAUCAACGCAACAUUCACAGCAUGACGAGUCGUCAUAUAAUUUUCAUCACAUGAUUUUUUGUGUUCCAAUCUAUGAAAAGAAAAAUAUUUUAAAAAGAAUGAUUUAAAACAUGUACGUAAACUGAUCAGGUUAUCAGUCUUUUAUUUUUAAUGAUGUUGUCCUUAACUUGCUUCACUAUUUGCUAUGCAGUUCAAUUCAGUCUGUCAGCCAAGUCAUGUUGAACGAUUGCAAACUUCACGUGAAGUUCGAAAGAUUUUUUUUUUAAGUUUAUAAAUUAUGUUUUAGUUUAGACUUCAAUUAUUUUAGAUAAUAACAAGAAACAGGAAAACAGUUUGUUUUCCUUAUUUCCCUCAAUUUUAAUUUAUUUAAUAUUCGUGAAUGUCUUUAAUUCUGACUAAAGUUUUGACUUGAAACACUGAAAAGAUUUUAAAAAGAAUGUUAAUUGGACAAAUAAUUUAAGCAAUCGGAGCUACAUAUUUAGACUGUAAUGAUGUAAGCAAGGAUGUAAGGUAUUAUCUAUGUUAGCUUUUAAAAGCUACAAAAUUGUUUUAAAAUUCAACGAAUAAAAUGUUCAAAAGAGAUCCUUACUUUUUAGUCUGUGUUGUUAACAACUUUAACCAAAACUUAUAAGAUAAAUUGAAAUUCAUAUCAUAAAGAAAAUAAAUUAUUUGACCAUUAUUGAGAAGAACUUAUCUACAAUAAAAAAGAAGUAAUUUAUGUAUAUUCUUGUCUUCUUAUAUCAAAUAAUCUGAGACGGUAAAGUUUCCUAGGAAAAAAGCUCAAACAGUCACAUGGAAUUCUUUUUCUAUUGAUUGUCAUUUGCACAAUCCUACAAACAUACUUUUAUCGGUCCUUAGUUUUAAAAUGCUUUUGAUUGUUGUCAACUGUUGUACAGAAACAUAAUAGAGAAAUAAAUUAAAUUCAGUUAUAAGCAAAAG
Molecule: messenger RNA, 2801 nt
Organism: Clunio marinus
Lineage: Eukaryota; Metazoa; Arthropoda; Insecta; Diptera; Chironomidae
Source: the annotation of a GenBank genome assembly